GACAUUCAAACAGUUUUAGUUUCAAUUCGUUUGCCGUACGCUCAAGUUCGAAUCGGCGUUGAAAUCGGCAACUAAUCGCAAUUGAGAACUUUGGAAACAUGAAGCUCUUGGUGUUAGCCUUUUUGGCUACGUUGGCGCUUUCGCAAGCUUUGGUCAAGGAGGAAAUAGCUGCGAAGGAGUAUUUGGAGAAUCUGAACAAGGAAUUGGCUCUGCGCACCAAUGUCGACACUGAAGCUGCCUGGGCUUAUGCUUCCAACAUCAAUGAUGAAAACGAAAAGAAGCGUAAUGAGAAUGCCGCUGAGUUGGCCAAAUUCCUGAAGGAAAUCGCCGCCGACACACAGAAAUUUAACUGGCGCAGUUAUCAAUCAGAGGAUAUCAAGCGUCAGUUCAAAUUUCUAACCAAGCUGGGCUAUGCUGCUUUGUCAGAGUCCGACUAUAAGGAGCUGUUGGAGACGCUUUCCUCCAUGGAAUCCAACUAUGCCAAGGUCAAGGUGUGCGACUUUAAGGAUGCAAAGAAAUGUGAUUUGGCUUUGGAGCCUGAGAUUGAGGAAAUAAUCACCAAGAGCCGCAAUCCCGAGGAGCUCAAGUAUUACUGGCGCGAGUUCUACGAUAAGGCGGGCACAGCAGUGCGUCCGCAAUUCGAGAAAUACAUUGAACUCAACACCAAGGCUGCUCAUCUGAACAACUUUACAUCUGGCGCUGAGGUCUGGCUGGAUGAGUAUGAGGACCCCACUUUUGAGAAGCAGCUGGAGGCUAUUUUCGCCGAGAUUCGUCCGCUCUACGAGCAGGUGCAUGGCUAUGUGCGCUAUCGCCUGAGGCAACAUUAUGGCAAUGAGGUGGUUUCUGAGAAGGGACCACUGCCCAUGCAUCUGCUGGGCAACAUGUGGGCUCAACAAUGGUCGGACAUUGCGGAUAUUGUGUCGCCUUUCCCAGACAAGCCGCUGGUAGAUGUUUCCGCUGAAAUGAUUAAACAAGGUUACAAUCCACUGAAGAUGUUCCAAAUGGGCGAUGAUUUCUUCACCUCAAUGAACCUAACCAAGCUGCCCAAAGAUUUCUGGGACAAGUCGAUUAUCGAAAAACCCACCGAUGGUCGCGAUUUGAUUUGUCAUGCCAGCGCUUGGGACUUUUACCUGCAGGACGAUGUGCGCAUUAAGCAGUGCACCACUGUGACUCAAAGUCAGUUCUUCACAGUUCACCAUGAGCUGGGCCACAUUCAGUACUUCCUGCAAUAUCAGCAUCUGCCUUUUGUCUAUCGCACUGGCGCUAAUCCUGGCUUCCACGAGGCUGUCGGCGACGUUCUAUCCUUGUCUGUGUCUACGCCCAAGCAUUUGGAGAAGGUUGGACUACUCAAGAACUACAAGCAGGACGAGGAGCAGCGCAUCAACAAUCUGUUCUUGACUGCUCUGGAUAAGAUUGUAUUCUUGCCUUUUGCGUUCACCAUGGACAAGUAUCGUUGGUCGCUGUUCAGAGGUGAGGUGGACAAGUCCAAGUGGAACUGUGCCUUCUGGAAGCUGCGUGAGGAGUAUUCCGGCAUUGAGCCACCAGUGGUGCGCACUGAGAAGGACUUUGAUGCACCUGCCAAGUACCAUGUGUCGGCAGAUGUUGAGUACUUGAGAUAUUUGGUCUCGUUCAUCAUUCAGUUCCAGUUCUACAAGUCGGCCUGCAUCAAGGCGGGUCAAUACGAUCCUAAGAAUCCCGAAUUGCCUUUGGACAACUGCGAUAUCUAUGGCAGCGCUGCUGCUGGCAAAGCUUUCCAAAAUAUGCUCUCGAUGGGCGCAUCCAAGCCUUGGCCCGAUGCACUGCAGGCCUUCAACGGUGAGCGCACCAUGACCGGCAAGGCUAUUGCUGAAUACUUUGAGCCCCUGCGCGUCUGGCUGGAAGCGGAGAAUAAAAAGAACAAGGUGCCCAUUGGCUGGACUGCAUCAGAUAAAUGCGUUUCGUCCUGAUGACAAUGUUAUCGAGAGUUCUUUACUUUGAAUUUUGUAUAAUAUUCAGACACACAAAUUUAUUGAAAUAUAUAUU
Drosophila busckii is the source of this 2022-nucleotide messenger RNA. RefSeq names its product angiotensin-converting enzyme (gene Ance). Gene Ontology annotation, biological process: proteolysis. The coding region runs from base 99 to 1946 and encodes 615 amino acids. Gene Ontology annotation, cellular component: plasma membrane. The transcript has 7 exons. Gene Ontology annotation, molecular function: peptidyl-dipeptidase activity; metallopeptidase activity. The record is from RefSeq and is a predicted model, not a curated record. Lineage: Eukaryota; Metazoa; Arthropoda; Insecta; Diptera; Drosophilidae.